Fragaria vesca subsp. vesca is the source of this 748-nucleotide messenger RNA. RefSeq names its product acyltransferase-like protein At1g54570, chloroplastic-like. The record is from RefSeq and is a predicted model, not a curated record. The transcript has 5 exons. NCBI's taxonomy places the organism in Eukaryota, Viridiplantae, Streptophyta, Magnoliopsida, Rosales, Rosaceae. The annotation marks the transcript as partial. Gene Ontology annotation, cellular component: membrane.
AUGACAUCAGUUAUAGGUUUUGGGGGACCUUACUUUUUUGGGUUGAGUUCCGAGAGUAAGCCUCGGUUUAGAGUGCAAGGUAGAAGUUUAAGUAAUCAGGAUGCAUCAGUUUUGUCUUCAGACUCAAUUGUAGUGAAUGGAGCUUCUGUAGUUGGGGAGAGGGAGGGAAGUAGGCCUUGGGUUGAUCAUGGGAAUGGCAGUUUGAGGCAUAAGGUUAAGGACAAACAGAACAUAGAAGAUGGUGUACUUGAAAGUUUGGAACCUUUGUGGGAUGACGGGUACGGGACUGUGACUGUAAAGGAUUAUUUCGAUGCAAGUGAGGAGAUGAUUAAGCCUGAUGGUGGUCCUCCCCGAUGGUUUAGCCCCCUUGCUCGCAACCCUCCAUUGAAGGAUUCUCCAGUUCUUUUGUUUUUGCCUGGGUUGGAUGACUCCACCCCUGUAAUAGUUGGCCUUGCUAGAGAAACAUGGCACUUCAAGAGAUCAGGUUUGGUGAAACUGGUGGAAGACACUAUUAGGCUUGAGCAUGCUUCAUCUCCCAACAAGCCAAUUUAUUUGGUUGGAGAUUCUUUUGGAGGAUGCUUAUCACUUGCUGUUGCUGCACGCAAUCCUACCAUUGAUCUAGUACUGAUACUAGUCAACCCAGCAACAUCCAUGGAGAGGUCUCAAUUACUACCUCUUUUCCCAAUCUUGGAGGCUUUGCCUGAUGAAUUACAUAUCGGAGUUCCCUAUCUUCUCAGUUUUGUUAUGG